CAAGGGCGCUAAAAUAAAUAAAGAUGGGACUUAGCUUCAGCCUUCCUCAAUCGAAUUGACAUCAGUGGGUACUUUCUGAAUUCAUCGCAGUUCAUCUAAGCCUUCUUUUGUUCGAUAUCAUUAUUCUGUGCCUGGUCAUACCUUAUAGCAUAAUAUUAAGGUCUCACUCACAAAGAAGGGAGUUUUACUUCAGGAUGCCUCCGCCAACUCGAUCAACGGUUGACAGACUGGAUCGUCCCAGCGCGUAUUAUAACAGUCGACAAAACAAACGCCGACGGCCUGAUCAUGGCCGAGAUGGUGAUGCUGAGAGUGUCGACGUCAAACCGGAAGAGGCACCUGAGGACCCUUUGAAGAACGCCACUACCCUCUACGUGGGAAACUUGUCUUUCUACACGACGGAAGAGCAAGUCUAUGAGCUGUUCUCCAAGUGCGGUGAGAUUAAGCGAUUGGUGAUGGGACUAGACAGAUUCAACAAGACCCCCUGCGGUUUCUGUUUCGUAGAGUACUACACCCACCAGGAUGCUCUUGACUGCAUGAAGUACAUAGGCGGCACCAAACUCGACGAACGUAUCAUCCGUACGGAUCUGGAUCCAGGUUUUGAGGAAGGACGCCAGUACGGCCGAGGCAAGUCUGGUGGUCAGGUGCGAGAUGAGUACCGUGACGAUUUUGACGAGGGCAGAGGUGGUUUGGGCAGAGCAAUUCAGGUAGACCGGGAACGUGAUAAUCAACGAAAUCGAGAACGAGAUGUUCAUACAGAGGAAGAUUACGGACGCCUGCGAUAAAUCUUGUACUAAUAGGCUAGUUCCUUGAUACCCUUUCUAGACGAAACUAGCUUUUAUGAAUACGGAUGAUUACGGAUAAUUCAUUAGA
Molecule: messenger RNA, 870 nt
Organism: Hypoxylon trugodes
Lineage: Eukaryota; Fungi; Ascomycota; Sordariomycetes; Xylariales; Hypoxylaceae
Product: RNA-binding domain-containing protein
Exons: 3
Coding region: 195-782 (195 amino acids)
Biological process (GO): mRNA cis splicing, via spliceosome
Cellular component (GO): nuclear cap binding complex
Molecular function (GO): RNA cap binding
Source: RefSeq, a predicted model, not a curated record